AGAACUGGUCGAUAGCAAAAUUUCAGACAUGGAAUCCCCUGUCGAGUGAUAAUGAAAAUAUUGUAGAUAAGAUUAGAAGUUCGCAACUUUCCUGCACAUAUCUGGGUUGAAACGUCUUGCUAAUUGGUAAAAUAUGUCGGGAUUCGAGGAUAAUCCCUUCGGGGAGCCUACAAUUGAAAAUCCCUUUGCGGAUCCAUCUGUUCAGCAAGUGACCAGAAACGUAAAUGCACAAAUUAGAGUAGACGAUUAUAGCCCCUUUGAUAACCAGGCCUCAAACCAAUAUAGUCAUGCAAAUAGUACCCCAGCAAUUAUGCAACCUUUACAGGAGCCCCCUCCACCCUAUACGAAAACUGGGCAACAAAUUGAUACACCAAAACCAGCCUUAAAUACAGAUGAACUUCAGAGAAGACAGGAAGAACUAGAAAGAAAAGAACAGGAACUAACACGCAGAGAAGAAGAAAUAAGGCAAUCAUCUUAUAAUGUUAGGCGCAACAAUUGGCCACCAUUGCCUGAACAAUGCUGUUUUCAACCUUGUUUUUAUCAAGACAUUCAAGUGGAUAUACCACUAGAUUUCCAGAAAAUUGUUCGUCAUCUCUACUACCUCUGGAUCUUUCAUGGAGCGGUUAUGAUAUGCAACAUCCUUGGAGGAAUAUUGCUGAAAGAUUUUACCAUUAUUGGAGUAGGGAUUCUUUAUCUAUUGUUAUUUACACCAUUUUCUUACCUUUGCUGGUUUAGGCCUGCAUAUAAAGCUUUUAGAUCAGAUUCCUCCUUCAAUUUUAUGGUUUUCUUUUUCAUAUUCUUCUUUCAAUUUGUCAUUACCACAAUUCACGCGAUCGGAAUUUCAGGUACAGGAACAAUAGGACUUUUUACAGCAAUUUUAACUUUUAAGACUUCAGCUUUGAGCAUAGUCCAAGGCAUUUUGGCACUAAUCAUUGCUUUUGGGUUUGUAUUUGCGGCCUUGGCUGAUUUAUUUUUAAUCACAAAGAUUCAUCGUAUUUAUCGAAGUAGCGGGGCAAGUAUGGCAAAAGCCCAGCAGGAAUUCGCAGAAGUAGUCCUCCGCAAUCAACACGUCAGAAGCGCGGCUAGCAAUGUAGCCGCGGCUGCGGUCCAAUCGCAAUUCUCCCAAAACAACACACCAACUAACCGAUAUUAAUAUAUACAUAUUUUUUCAAUUCAAAAUUCACACGUCCAGCCUCAGUAUUUCUUAGAGAUUCAUUGGUGAUGCUGGUUUAAUAGUUAUGAGAUUAAAAUAUAUCUACUUUAAUUAAAAUUUACCGUCUAAUUUUGAAUUUGCUUUGUUUAAUCGCUAAUUAUCAAGUUUGUGAUCCGCUGAACUGUGACUAGGCUAGGCGUGUACACAAAACUGUAAAUCUAACAUCGAGACUCGAGGGUGUAAAUAUAUUUCAGUUCUUCAUUAAUCUAUACAUAUUUAUUAGAAUAUUAAUAUACCAUAUCGAAGAUGAUUAUUAUUUUAAGUUUUUUUUUCAUAUUCUAACGAGUAUUCCAGUUAUGUUAAUUUAAGAAAAACAAAUACACAUUAUUGUGGGUUCUAU
Molecule: messenger RNA, 1553 nt
Organism: Cylas formicarius (sweet potato weevil)
Lineage: Eukaryota; Metazoa; Arthropoda; Insecta; Coleoptera; Brentidae
Gene: Scamp
Product: secretory carrier-associated membrane protein 1
Exons: 7
Coding region: 134-1153 (339 amino acids)
Biological process (GO): protein transport
Cellular component (GO): recycling endosome membrane; trans-Golgi network membrane
Source: RefSeq, a predicted model, not a curated record